AUGCAAGAUCCGGACACCGCAAUUGCGGCAAUUAAGGUGAAAGUGGUUCGCGAGCGAAACAAAAUGGUUGACUGGUACGAUUAUUUUUCCAUGAUGCAAGAAGUGCAAGAGGGCAUCGAUGAAUAUGUUGCUCGGUUGAAAUCAUUGGCGAAGUUGUGUCGUUUCGGUGCUUUGGAGGAAGAGUUUGUGAUGUACAAAGUGAUGACCGCCAAUAAAUGGCCAAAGCUACGAGCAAAGUUGUUAACGACCCAGAAUCUGUCUUUGGCGAAAGCGAUCGAUAUGUUCCGCGCGGAAGAGAUAUCAGAGAAACACGCCGUGGCUGUUGGACAAGCCAGCGGUGAUGUAAACAUGGUGAAAAGCAAGAAGAAAAGUUUGAAGUGCAAGUUCUGUGGCGAUUGGCACGAUUUCGCCAAGGGAUCGUGCCCCGCACUAGGGAAGAGGUGUCGUGGGUGCGGUGGAAAAAACCACUUUGAGAAGGUCUGCAAGGCGGACGGUAAGAAGAAGAUGAAGAACAAGAGAAAAGUGAAGAAAGUGCAGGAUGGUAGUCUUUCAGACACCAGCCAAAGUGAGGACAGUGACAAUUCGGAAACGGAGAGCGAAGAAGAAGUGGUUAUCGGAAAAGUCUAUGAUUAUUCGGACGCUGGAGGCAACGUGCUUGCGGAUUUGGAAGUGUUCGUCAGCGAUAAAUGGCAAUCGGUACGCUGUGAACUGGAUACCGGCGCAAAUACGAGCCUUGUAGGAGUGGAUUGGCUGAAGAAAAUGGCAGGCGGUGAAUGUCCCGAACUGCUGCCUUCUAACUUCUAA
This is a messenger RNA of Aedes albopictus (Asian tiger mosquito), 804 nucleotides long. RefSeq lists its product as uncharacterized. The transcript has a single exon. The record is from RefSeq and is a predicted model, not a curated record. Bases 1 to 804 code for a protein of 267 amino acids. Lineage: Eukaryota; Metazoa; Arthropoda; Insecta; Diptera; Culicidae.